Molecule: messenger RNA, 426 nt
Organism: Entrophospora candida
Lineage: Eukaryota; Fungi; Glomeromycota; Glomeromycetes; Entrophosporales; Entrophosporaceae
Source: the annotation of a GenBank genome assembly
AUUAUAACAAGUUUAGCAGUGAUGAGGUUAAGUGAAGUAAGUUUAGCAGUGUUGGCCGCUUUAAGUAGCAGUCUAGGCAAUAAAAUCAAAAACUUCGAUAAAACACUUGACCUAUUUAAAGAUUUGCAUGAAAAAUCGGAAAAGAAGAAAAAUCGCCACAAUCGCCACCACAUUGAAUUUGUUGAAAAUAAACAAAACUUGAUUGCUGAAUAUGAAUCGCUUGUUGAAGAAUUAAGAUGUUCUCAAAUUGGUGUUGAUGGUAAUUAUGAUAGUAGUAGUAAUUUUGUUAUAUUCACGUCAUUAAUUAAAUUUGAUAUCAAGCUCGUUUUAGCAAUGAAGGAAGGUGGUUCUGCUGUAGACACAGCAAUUGCAGCCGAAAUAUGCAUCAGUUUUAUAAAUGCAUUUUCAGUUGGAAUUGGAGGGUAA